Molecule: messenger RNA, 1071 nt
Organism: Fraxinus pennsylvanica
Lineage: Eukaryota; Viridiplantae; Streptophyta; Magnoliopsida; Lamiales; Oleaceae
Source: the annotation of a GenBank genome assembly
AUGACAUCUUGUUUCAGGUCCGGUGGAAAUAGUUGUUGUAAGAGUUCCAUUGCUAUUUUGAAUCAAGCCUCUAAGGUUACCAUAUUCCCACUUGUUAGUAUCACAACUUCUUUAGUUGCUGAGGAAAACACGGCUAAAAGAAUUAGUGAGCAACAACAAAAAAGUGAUAACUCAGAGAAAGGUACUUCCAAGAACAAAGAAACGGACGAGCUGGUUCACGAAGAAGCUGUGCUCGAAAACUUAGAGAAGGGUUCGGCAGAAAAUGAUGAAACAAAAGAGUCAGCUUCAGAAGAUGGACUCUUUGACAAGCAGGCAGCGAUAUACUUGGAUGCAAGGCCUACUUAUCCGAAAGAGUGGUAUUCCAUGCUGGCGGAGCGCACCUCGAAUCAUUCUCUUGCUUGGGACGUCGGCACCGGCAAUGGCCAAGCAGCUAUCGGUGUUGCUGAACAUUAUGAGCAGGUGAUCGGAACAGAUGUUAGCGAAGGGCAGCUAAAGUAUGCAGUGCCACAUCCCAAAGUUCGCUACAUCCACACGCCACUCUCCAUGUCCGAUGAUGAAUUAGUGACCUUAAUUGGUGACGAAGGUACUGUUGAUUUGAUAACUGUUGCACAAGCAGUGCAUUGGUUCGACCUUCCAAGGUUCUACUCUGUUGUCACUCGCCUUCUCAGAAAGCCAGGAGGUGUACUCGCUCUCUGGGGCUAUAAAGAUAUUAAGGUUAGUCCAACCUUUGAUACAGCCGGUCUACGUUGGUUUCAAACAACACUUCCUUACUGGAAUUCGAAGGUACAGCAUGUGUAUGAUGAUUACAGGACACUUCCAUUUCCGUUUAAGAGUGUAGGAUUGGGUUCUGAGGGGAAUCCACUUCUUCUUGAUAUACCAAAGGAAGUUUCAUUUGAGGGGUAUUUGGGAUUUCUGAGAUCAUGGUCUGCAGUUGUUACUGCAAAGGAACAAGGUGUGGAUUUGUUGCCUGAAGGGGUUGUUAAAGAGUUGGAGACUGCUUGGGGAGGUGCUAAACUAGUCAGAACUGUUGUCUAUAAGGCAUUUAUGCUUGCUGGAAAAGUAAUGGUUUAA